Messenger RNA from Pararge aegeria (speckled wood butterfly), 3464 nucleotides. RefSeq names its product protein 60A (gene gbb). Gene Ontology annotation, biological process: SMAD protein signal transduction; BMP signaling pathway. The record is from RefSeq and is a predicted model, not a curated record. NCBI's taxonomy places the organism in Eukaryota, Metazoa, Arthropoda, Insecta, Lepidoptera, Nymphalidae. Gene Ontology annotation, molecular function: growth factor activity; cytokine activity. Gene Ontology annotation, cellular component: extracellular region. The transcript is spliced from 7 exons. The coding region runs from base 109 to 1362 and encodes 417 amino acids.
UGGGCAGGUUCAGUGGCUGGUCCCGACGGGUGUAUCGCCGGCGGCGCACACGUCAGUCGUGUGGGCGCGUUAACUGCGUAUACAAGCGACGCGAACAGGGCAACGAACAUGUCUAGCUCCAAGACUGCGUGGCGGUACGCGACUUGUGUACUGCUCGUUGUCGCGGCGGACGCUGCCCUGUCCGGGCUGUACAUCGAUAAUGGUGUUGAUCAAACCGUAAUACAUCACUCUAUGACGCGCCAUGAAAGACAAGUGGUCGAACACGAAAUAUUGGAGCUUUUAGGCCUCGGCGAGAGACCAAGGCGAUCCCAAGCGCCACCGCUGGAUCGGUCGGCGCCGAGCUUCUUGCUGGAUGUUUACAAGCAGCUUGCGGAGGAACACGAACAGGCUCGUCCAACACGCAGCUCUGAAAUGGCCCUCAGUGGUGAAGAGCAACAUGCCAUCGAUGAGAGCGAUCUAAUUAUGACAUUCCAGAGUAAAAAGCAUCACCUGGCUGCGUUACGUCAAGGCCACGGAAGGCACGUCUGGUUCGACGUGACGAGCGCGCCGGGCGAUUCGUCAUCUCUCCUAACGGCAGAACUGCGGUUGCAUCAAGCUGCAUCACAUUCAGACGAUCCAACCGCUUUGUAUACAGUCGUCGCAAACCGAGUUAUAAGCGUCGAUAAUUUCGGUGGCAUUCAAAUGGAGCGAGUUGCGGCAGUCAACACGAGCGCGGGUGCAGAAGGCUGGCUUGAAUUAAACGUGACGGGAGCCCUGUCUACUUGGCUCAACGCCCCUGUGGACAACCAAGGAUUCUUUAUUACACUGCAUCCGCAUUCGCAACCAGAACGAAAUGUUAAACCGGAAGAUAUAGGCUUAGCAGAGACACACGGCCCUAACUCUGAAGGGAAACAACCUUUCAUGGUUGCGUUCUUCAAGAACGGACCCAAACUUGGUUCCUCGGACACAGGGGCGCGAAGGAAACGUGAAGCAAGACGAUGGCGUAAUCACGGCUAUUCCGAAAAUUACCUUAGAAAUCCUCUCACAGAUACAUCACAUUGGACUACGCGAAGUUGCGAAAUACAGACACUUUACGUUAGUUUCAAGGAUUUGGAGUGGCAGGAUUGGAUUAUAGCACCCGAUGGCUAUGGUGCAUUCUACUGUAGUGGAGAAUGCAACUUCCCGUUGAACGCGCACAAAAAUGCAACAAACCAUGCAAUCGUGCAAACAUUAGUUCAUCUGUUAAACCCAACUCAGGUACCUAAACCAUCGUGCGCACCAAUCAAGCUAUCUCCAAUCUCAGUUUUGUAUUACACAGAUGACUCGAACGUGAUACUGCGAAAGUACAAAAAUAUGGUGGUUAAAAGUUGUGGAUGCCAUUAGUUAACUGUGACCAUUGUUACCACUUACAUUUAGUUUUGACUGUGCAGCAAAUAUUGAUAAAAUAAGCUAUUUAGAGUUAUUUUUUUUACUUCAUAGAUCUAUUUACAAAUGCCUUUAACCAAAAUAAACUGCGUUGUAUAUUAUGUUUGUCCGACUGAAGUGCACAGGUUUAUCUAAAUGUUUGUGGAUCAAGAGAUUUUACAUAUUUUGAAACUAGUCUAUUACAUAAUCGAACAAACUGAAUUAAAUUAGGUAGCUAACUAAGUAUAGGUUAUUAAAUUUCUUAUUAAAUUAAGUAGGUUAGUAAUCAUCAUCAUAAUAAUUUCAACCAGUGAGCUUACAAUAGUAACAUAUUAAAUCAAGUAUUUCAACCAAUUGACGUCCACUGUUGGAUAUUGGUCUUGUAUACUGAGUUCCAAAAUUCAAGGUCCUGCGCGGCUUGUUUUCAGCGGCUCCCAGCAUCUCGUUUUAUGUCGUCCAUCCACAUUGUUGGGGGUCGACCAACGCUGCGUUUACCGGUGUUUAGGAAAGUAAAUGUUACUUUAAAUUUGAGAUUCAAGGUCGAAUUGAAAACUUUUUACCGGGUCCACAUUGACUUCAUUCUCAAAUGCGGCGGUCUUUGACCAAAACUGCUUUAGUUACACUAAAUACAUUAUCUCAACUAAUUCUAAUCUGACAAAAGUAAAGCAAUAGUAAUUUAAGCUUUUCACAAAACUUCGAAAGUUAAAAAAAUAUUUUAUCACGUGAACAUCACAUAUUUUAGGUUUACGCGUAUUUUCCUAAUUUAUUAAUUCACUUGGUAACUCCAUAAUAAAUUUAUUUUAUAUCGCCGCCUAAAGCAAGGGCCACGUUCUAGGCGUUUAACCUGUGUCCUUAGCAGCGGAGGUAGGUCUGCGUCCUGCCUGCUACAAACCACAAGAUUUGCUCGAACACGCGUAUUUUGUUAUUCGGUCGCAAGCAGGACGUAAUCUUGAAAGCUAGAGCGGACGCAGGUUGAAUCCGCGGUUUGUGUGUAGGAGUAUUCCUUUGUUAGUUGUGGUUACUUUAAAAUAAUUAAAUAGGUGUAAUGCCAUUACAAAUAAUUCGUUACCAACUAAAUAAGCCAUUUUUGAGCAUCAAAUAAAGGAAUAUUUGAAAAAAAAAAAUUGAUUCCCUUUAAAAAAUUCUCUCUCUUUCCCUUUAAAAAAAUACUCUUGGGCAUACCCUAUUAAAACGAAUGAGGAUACGAUGGCAAUGGUUCACGUAGGUCAGAAUCUUUAGUCAUAUCAUAUUAUUAUUCUGAUAGUAUAAUAUGAUUAAACUAUUCGCUUUCACAAGAUCCCCCACAGAUUUUAAUAAUUACCGACUUCUAACGUCAUUUGUAGAAUUAAACUAAUAAAAAUUGAAUUCGAAUUAAGUAAAUGUGUAUUAAUGUUAUGUUAUUUUUAUGAGCGUGCUGGUUUUUAAUUUGCUAUUGCAUUCACUCACAUACAUUAGUUGUUCUUAAGUUUAUGCCUAUAUCUGUAUGAUAUAUUUAUGAGAUUUGGAAUUUGUGUAAGUUUUGUUACAAAGCCAUAUCAGCUGACUGAAAUGCACAAAAUAUGUUGCAAGUCCAAUAAUUCUAUGCAUAUGUAUUCUAUUGUUAACAUAUACAACGUGUAAACGAAUUGCGAGAUACUGUUGAAAUGUGAAUAAGUAUAUUUCAUAAGGAAUCACCCUGUAAAAAUAUUAAUAUAAUUUAUUUGCAUUUUUUCCAUACAAAGUUAUUCAAAACAUUCUGUAUGACAACCCUAUUGAAGAUACUCUUAUCUUACCUGCACGUACAUAGUACCUACGCUACGCGACGUGUACCUAAUAAAGUGUCAGGAAUCACUUUAUUUUAAUUUUGCAUGUGAUGUGAGCGCUGUAUCUGAUUUCUUUCAGUAAAAAAUUACAUAUGGCAGUGGUUUAAUCAAGAACUAUAAGUUACUGUCUUGAUUAUUUUUCGUCCGCUUCAACUGUUAUUGGCGGAUGAUGUAGAGAUAAAGUGAGUUUGAAGAGAUAACAAGGCAAAAUUAAGAAGAAAAUUUAAAGAUGGAUGGAUGCAAAAGUGUUUUAAAUGUAAUAAAAUGGUUACUAAUAUU